AUGUCAGCUUGGUGGUCAGGCCACAGCCUGGGUCCACAGUCCUUUGUUGGCAUCUUAACUCUUCCCAUCAUGGUCCUCAGUGCUAGUUGUAGCAGACAUGGGUCUCUCCCUCUCAGCAUGCCCUUGUUAUCACUGCACAAACAUGAUAGUAAGGUGUCAUCAUUUGAGUCGCAUCAAGUAUCUCUAACACCCUUCAAGACCAUCCAGGAUAUCACACCAGUGGAAUACGCAGCUGUCUUAGUGUUUACAUCUAAAUCACGCAUAGAAAUCAAAGCAAAAUCCGAUUACUUUCCAGACACUCGAGAAGUUGAGAUCAUGAGCUCCUCCCCCAUUCACGAAACCAUCAUUGCAUGGCUUCACAAAUGCUUCAUCACCUUCUCUUCGCAGAUCAGUCACAAUGACCAGUACAUCGACACACAAUUCUUCACAAACAAUCGGCUACCUGACAAAGAAUCAUUGCAACAAGUCCCAGAUAUUAUGGGUGUUGUGCAUUGUGUCAACCAGUUCGGCAAUGAUGAAAGUUUUGUUCGGUGGCUCGUUGAGGCAGGUUUCAGCCAAAGUGACACAUCCAUCAUGCAUAAAUUUGGGAACAUGGUGAAGAACAAUUCUGACAUCAAGAAGCUAAUUAGGGUUUUGAUCGACGAGGAUGGUACAUUCCAAGGCCCCGAAGAACACACUGAGGUGGCCAAGUCACUUUGCAAAUCUGGAGUGCGGAUGAACUGCGAGAAGUUCAAAAGCCUCAUCCCAUCCAAAACAGCUGACACAAUGUACGGGCCUGUAGUUGUUGGGGGGCACAAUUGGUUGAAGUUGAAGGCAGUUAGAAUCACAGUAUUCUUGAAGGAUGAAGCAUCAGGCAAGUUUCGAUUCGAUUCGAGGGAUCCUGAGCACUAUGCUGAAGGGACUCUCAUUCCCGAUGUGGAUAUGAUGUCCUCCGCCGUUUGCAACACUGCCUACUUUCAUUAUGUCGAUUGGUACAUCUACAAGUACAACAACAAGCAUAAGGGUGCUACUAAUAAUAGUACCGCUCCCACUACACAAGUCUCUGCUGGGUCAUCUCAGACCAUCACUCUGGCUACUCCUCUUCCUGGUGGUUCUACUACUGAACGUGAAUUGAGGAAGCCAAAGGUUUCAAAAGAGGUGACGAACAAUGUCUCAAAGAAGAAGAAGACAAACAGCAAGAAGUCUCGGGCCACCUAA
Suillus discolor is the source of this 1197-nucleotide messenger RNA. RefSeq lists its product as uncharacterized. Lineage: Eukaryota; Fungi; Basidiomycota; Agaricomycetes; Boletales; Suillaceae. Bases 1 to 1197 code for a protein of 398 amino acids. The transcript has 5 exons. The record is from RefSeq and is a predicted model, not a curated record.